Guillardia theta CCMP2712 is the source of this 633-nucleotide messenger RNA. RefSeq lists its product as hypothetical. The transcript has 4 exons. Bases 1 to 633 code for a protein of 210 amino acids. The record is from RefSeq and is a predicted model, not a curated record. NCBI's taxonomy places the organism in Eukaryota, Cryptophyceae, Pyrenomonadales, Geminigeraceae.
AUGAAGAGCGCUGGAGCAUGGAGGAGAGCAGAGGGAGCAGGAGCAGGUGCAGGAGCAAGAGUAGGAACAGGAGCAGGAGCAGGAGCAGGAGCAGGAGCAGGAGGAGCAGGUGCAGGAGCAGGAGCAGGAGCAGGAGCAGGACAAAGAGCAGGAGCAGGACGAAGAACAAGAAGAGAAAGGCGAGAAGGAGGAGCAGGAGCAGCAAAAGGAGCAGGAGCAGGAGCAGGAGCAGGAGCAGGGGGAGAAGGAGAACGAGAAGGAGAAGGAGCAGGAGCAGGAGCAGGGGGAGAAGGAGAACGAGAACGAGAACGAGAAGGAGAAGGAGAAGGAGAAGGAGAAGGAGAAGGAGAAGGAGGAGGGGGGGAGGGAAAGGAGGAGGUAGAGAAGGAAGGGAGAAAAGACUUCAGGAUCCAACUGAACGAAAAUUAUGAAAAAGAGAGGAAGGAAGGUGGGGUAGAAGGUAGGAGAACAAGAAACAAAGAGGAAGAAGCAGGAGCAGGAGCAGGAGCAGGAGCAGGAGAAGAAGAAAAAAGAGCAGGAGCAGGAGCAGGAGCACGACCACGAGCAGGAACAGGAGCAGGAGCAGGAGCAGGAGCAGGAGCAGGAGCAGGAGCAGGAGCAGGAACUUACUAG